Molecule: messenger RNA, 2743 nt
Organism: Cuscuta epithymum
Lineage: Eukaryota; Viridiplantae; Streptophyta; Magnoliopsida; Solanales; Convolvulaceae
Source: the annotation of a GenBank genome assembly
CAAAAAUCGAGCUCUGAGAGUGCUGAAGCUGGUUGGUAAAUAUCUCGAGUUAUACCAAUCCAAAUAAGGCGUGUGAGAUACCAAAAGAAAGCUCUCAAGACGAGGAAUCCGUGAAGGUCUGGUUUGCAUCAAUCGGAGUAGUGGAAGGAUUCCAAAUCGUCCGAUCAAAACACAACCUCGCAGAAACGGAUCUACUCUUCUAAAGAAACGAGUUAGCCGGAAAACACCCAUUCUAGGGGCUGUUUUCGUACCAACGUUUAAAGGUUGAACUAGCACUUUGAGGAGGCUGUUUAACACUCAAUUCCAAGCAAGGAAUCAGUUCUCAAACCUUCUUGGCCGAGGCUUUGGUCAUUGGAUUGAGAAGGAAAGUUUUAAAGCUCAUUUGAGGUUGAGGCUAGAGCUUGCAUCCUGUGCUCGUCGAUCGAGUGAUUCCUAGGAGAGAAGACUUGGUUCGUGCUUCCUCCAUUCCAUUUGAAACAUUAAUAAAUUUGCUCAUGGAUAUUUUACUAUAGAGCCUGCGUGCUCAUGAAAUGCCUUGUGUGGCCUUCUUGUUUUAAACAAUGUUUUCCGCUGCGUUAUGAAUUACUUAUUAUGUUUGUUUAUGGAUGUAUACGUGUGAAUGAUAUUCAAGACGCCUUGUAUAAUAUGAAUGUGUUGGACUAGGGUUGACUAUUCGUAUUGUACGGCGGAUUGUCGACGUGUCCGGGGAGGUCCGGGGCGUGACAGCUCCCCCAACUGGUCGCGGACUUCGUCAACGUAAGGCUCCCAUCUGGCAUCACAAUUACGAUGUUCAAAUAAACACCGUCAAAAUAAACUCUCCCCCCGCCGCUCGGCCAUCCUCGUCGGUUGAUUCAGGUAACCAUUAUUCCAUAUCUCAUUAUGUAAAUUAUAAUCAUUUUUCUGUAUCGCAUCGUGCGUUUCUUGCAGCGAUUUCUGCUCAUAAGGUGCCCUCCAAUUUUCACGAAGUAGUCCAUCAUCCAGAAUGGAGAGCAGCCAUGCAACGAGAAAUACAAGCUUUGGAACGUACGGGCACUUGGCGAAUCCAAGCCUUGCCUCAUGGCAAGAAGGCUAUAUUCUACAAAUGGGUCUACAAGAUCAAGUACAAAUGUGACGGGACGGUUGAUCGAUACAAGGCCCGGCUCAUAGUAUGUGGCAACAAACAGGUGUAGGGAAUCGAUUAUACAGAGACUUUUGCUCCGGUUGCUAAAAUGGUGACCAUACGCACCAUUUUGGCCGUGGCUGCUUCUCGGCACUGGGAGUUGCACCAAAUGGACGUGGAUAAUGCUUUCCUGCAUGGGGACCUUCAUGAAGAGGUGUACAUGCAUCUCCCACCUGGCUACUCAUCUUCCACUCCGGGAAAGGUGUGUCGUUUGCUUCGGUCCUUGUACGGGCUCCGGCAGGCACCAAGGUGUUGGUUUUCUAAGUUGACGACUUCUCUUCGAGCCUAUGGUUUUUACCAAUCCCAUGCAGAUUACUCUUUAUUUACACUCCGCAGAGACAGUCGUAUUUUGUGUGUCUUGAUUUAUGUUGAUGACCUUUUGAUUACAGGAAAUGAUCAUGGCAUGAUAGUUGACUUUAAGAGUUAUUUGGCUCGUUCAUUUCCUGUUAAGGAUCUCGGUCUCAUGAAAUAUUUUUUGGGUAUUGAGGUUGCCCGUAAUCCUACUGGUAUUUUUUGUGUCAACGCAAAUAUGUGUUGGAUAUACUUGGCGAAACCGGUUUACUUGGCGCUAAACCCGUUACAUUUCCUAUGGUUCAAAAUCAUGGGUAACAGUCUGACACUGGGCCAUAUUAUUCUAAUCCUGAGCAAUAUCGGCGACUGGUUGGGAAACUUAUUUAUCUUACAUUAACUCACCCUGAUAUUAGCUACUCCAUUCAUAUUCUUUCUCAGUUUAUGCAGAAUUCGUGCAUGGCUCACUGGGAGGCGGUAGUACGUGUACUGCGAUAUCUCAAAGGUCAUCCUGGUCAAGGAAUAUUACUUCGGGAUGAUUCCAUGCUUACUUUAACCGGGUUUUGUGAUUCUGACUAGGCCAGUUGUUCUCUUACGCGGCGUUCCGUAACUGGGUAUUUUGUUACUCUUGGAGGAUCUCCUAUUUCUUGGAGAACAAAGAAGCAGACUAUAGUUUCCCGUUCUUCUGCUGAAGCCGAAUACCGUUCUAUGGCCACUUUGACGUGUGAACUUAUUUGGUUAAAAGGUUUACUUCGUUCUUUAGGUGUCAUGUAUUCUUCUCUUGUCAAGUUAUUUUGUGACAAUAAAGCUGCUAUUCAUAUUGCCUCAAAUCCGGUCUAUCAUGAAAGGAUCAAGCACAUUGAACCUGACUGUCACUUUAUUCGGGAUCAUAUUCAGUCUGGCACUAUUUCUCCUGUUUAUGAAUCUACCACAGAGCAACUGGCUGAUUUGCUCACUAAAGCUCUUGUGGCACAACAAUUUUCUUACCUGCUAGCCAAGAUGGGCAUUUGUGAUCCCCAUGCUCCAUCUCGAGGGGGAGUGUUGGAGAUAAUAUUUUUAUUAUUUAAAUAUUAUUUCCAUUAUGAGGCACGUGAAUGUCUAGAUUCAUCCAUCGAAGAGAUAGUGCAGCCGCUAAGGAUUUCUGUUGUAUUGAUUAAUAUUUAUCAUGUACUUGUUUCCUACUUUUUAGGAUGUAUAGCGCAAUAGUUGUUGUAUCUCUUUACGUAACUUAAAUGUAUAUAUAAUGCAUGGCAUCGGCUGAGAUGACCAGACUUCGAAUACAAAAAUAUUACUUCC